Messenger RNA from Eupeodes corollae, 1477 nucleotides. It is a transcript of the gene bic, whose product is annotated as transcription factor BTF3 homolog 4. The transcript has a single exon. The coding region runs from base 139 to 726 and encodes 195 amino acids. Gene Ontology annotation, cellular component: nascent polypeptide-associated complex; cytosol. The record is from RefSeq and is a predicted model, not a curated record. Lineage: Eukaryota; Metazoa; Arthropoda; Insecta; Diptera; Syrphidae.
UUUGCAUAAUGGCGAUUCCUUUUGACAGUUGAAUUUGCUUUUGGCGCACGUGUUUUCCAGCGCAUCGUAAAUUUCUUUUUUCGAAAAUUCGUUCGAGUUAUUCAACAAAUUGUGAAAAAAACUCAAAUCGAGUUUAAGAUGAAUCCCGAGAAGCUGAAGAAACUCCAAGCACAGGUGCGUAUCGGAGGAAAGGGAACUCCACGCCGAAAGAAGAAGAUCGUCCAUUCAACGCCCGCUACCGAUGACAAAAAACUACAGUCAUCAUUGAAAAAACUCUCGGUAAAUACCAUCCCCGGCAUCGAGGAAGUUAAUAUCAUCAAAAACGACGGCUCGGUCAUCCAUUUCAAUAAUCCCAAAGCCCAGGCAUCAUUGCCCACCAACACAUUCGCCAUCACCGGCCAUGGCGAGAAUAAAUCGAUUUCCGAAAUGCUGCCUGGUAUCCUUACUCAAUUGGGUCCCCAGGACAUCACACAAUUGAAAAAAAUUGCCAGUGAAUUCGCUGCGAAUAAGGGUGCAGCUGCUGGAUCUGUUGCGGGUGGUCUAUCAGCCGCCGACGAUGAUGUCCCCGAUUUGGUGCAAAACUUCGAAGAAGUCGCCAUUGGUACAGCCGCCCCUGCUGCAGCUGCUGCCUCGCCAGCUGCUGCCGAUGCUGCUGCUGAAAGUGCUGCCUCCAGUUCUCCAGACACAACCGCUCCCAAGAAAAUUGAAGAAAUUCCUGUCGCCUAAACGGAGUCCCUCAGGAGUCGCUCAAGUCCUGGGUAGUAGAUUGUAGUUUGUGAAAAUAAAAGUUUUACACUAUACAUAGUCAAAAAACAAAAAAGCAACCAGAGAAACAAAAUUAACCUUUAUAGAAUUAUAACACAAAAGAUAAAAACAAAUGAAAAAUUAUAUAAAACAAAAAAAACUAGAAAAACGUUUAUUUUUGGUUUGAAGAUGCAUUUUAUUCGAGAACAGAACAGAACAAACAUUCAUUACUUUUUAUUUUUAUUUUAAUUCGAUCACUCGCUUCACAUUACAUUUUUUCUCAUUUACAUAAACUAAACAUUCAUAGCAUAGAAUCUAAACAAUAUGUACAACUUAGGACGACAUAAUUCCGAAGGAUAAUUCUUGAACUCUUACACUCCUAGUGAUGCAUUGCCAGUGAAGGAUUUGUGGUGGAGCCACAGCAACACACAAUACACGGGAAAAGUCUUAUACAUUCUCUUAUUUUAUGUUUUCUUUUAAAAUUUAUGUACGCAGUAGCAUUUUUAUUUUUGUGUUUGCUUCUGGACAUUUUCAUAUAAUUCAAAAUAUAUUUAAAAUAAAGCAACAAAUAGUAUGCCCAUCAAUAUUUUAUUUAACUUGAAGUUGAACGAUGGUAUAUUUGUGUAAUUUUGCGAGUACUUUCAAUUUGUUUCGCAUUCGCACCAUUUUUAUGUAAUUCUCAGAAUAUGAACAAAUAGAACUAAACUUUAAUAAAAUCGCAUUGAAAACUUCA